ACUUAAAACUUCAGUCGACUCUGUUGCUUCGGCAAAGGCUAUGCGUAAAAUUAUAUUCCCUGUUCUUAGUUGGGAGCAUAAGCGAAAAUUCCGUUAAUGCGGUAGUAACAGUAACUAUAAUUCAUAAAAAAAUUACGGGUAAACGUUUAUUUGAGGUAAUUGCCACGAUUUAUGAUGAAAAAACUGUUAACAUUUAGUGAGAAAAUUGUGUAACUAUGAAUUCAUCACAACAAUUAAAGAGGUUUGGUUUAUUUCAACAAUGGUUGGCGGGUACCGAAUUGUUCCUGUUAUCGGUGAUGGUGGGUUCAAUAGCAGGAUGGACUUCACCAUACUUGGCUAAAUUGGAUGAAAUAGAGAAUCCAGAUUCUGAACUACCAAUAAAUAAAGUCGAGGCUUCAUGGAUAGCAUCGCUCAUCAAUCUUUCCCGGCCAGGUGGUGCAAUUUCAGGAGCAAUAUUUACUCAUAUUAUCGGUACAAAAUUAUCUUCGCUGUGUGUUGGAAUACCAGUAGCACUUGGCUGGGUCUUAUUUCUCAUCAAGAAUUCGGUGACUUUUGUUUAUGCGGCACGUACACUUGGCGGUAUCGGAUUCGGAAUGUUUUUCAGUUGUUUUCCACUGUACAUCGGAGAAAUUUCGCAUCCCAAGAUUCGAGGUGCAUUAGUAGCUUUAGUUAUGCAAGGUCUUAUGGUGGGUAAUUUAUGUGGCACGAUAAUGGGAAAAUUUGUUGAUAUGUGGGUUUAUGCAGCCAUAAUUCUUGUGCCAAAUUUAAUAUUUUUAGUUUCAUUUGGUUUAAUGCCACAUACACCACACUAUUUAAUACGUUGUAAUAAAAUGGAAAAAGCUGCCAAAUCGAUUGAAUUUUAUGAUCGAAAUGCUGACGUUACAACCCAACUCGAAGAUCUUAAAGAAUUUAUCCAGACAAAUCAGUCAUUGACAUUUAGGGAUUCAUUGCGUCAAUUGAAUACACCAGUGAAUCGGAAAGCAUUGAUAAUGGUCAAUAUUAUUUUUGCUUUUUUUCAACUCAGUGGAAACUACACAGUAAAUGCCUACAUGGAAAUUUUGUUAACGAAAGCGCGUAUAAACGUUAUAGUGCCUUCAACUUUAGUAAUUAGUGGAAACGUUGUAAGCAUUUUAUCUAGUUGGUUAUCAAUUUACACGAAUGAUAAGUAUGGUAGACCUCUGAUGCUUCUGAUUUCUUCUACCGGUGUAGGAAUCGCGAUGUUUUUAUGGGGACUUCAUUAUCAAUUAUUGGAUCUCAGUUUCAAUAGUCCAAAUUUACAGUGGAUGUCUAUAGUUGCAUUAGUUAUAUAUCAAAUGUCAGUUCCCGUAGGCUUGCUGGCGGUACCUUCUACAUUGAUAAGUGAAAUGUUUGCACCAAAUGUGAAAAAUCUCAGUGCUUCGAUCAGCAGUGUAAUGUCUGGAAUAUGUGCAUUUGCUGCAAGCAGAAGUUAUCAACCUAUGGUAGACGUAUUAUCUGAGAAAUAUGUAUUUUGGAUUUAUAGUUUACUCAUGUUUACUGCCGGACUGUAUUCAAUAAUUUUUAUUCCUGAGACAAAAGGUAAAUCUCUUGCGGAAAUACAACAAAUGUUAUCUCAAGGCGUUAAAGUAAAAUCAAACAAUGAAAAUAAACUAAGUAACGAAAUUAAAGUUGCUGAAAAAAUAUGACAGUUGUGAUAUAGAUAAAAUUAGUUUAAUUUAUAUGAUUAUAAUGACUAUGAUUUUUUUUUAUAUUUUAUAUUUGUAUUUGUUUUUGAUAAAAACUAAAUCCUAAGCAACUAUAAAAUCUAUGAUUCUUAAUAA
Molecule: messenger RNA, 1799 nt
Organism: Microplitis mediator
Lineage: Eukaryota; Metazoa; Arthropoda; Insecta; Hymenoptera; Braconidae
Product: facilitated trehalose transporter Tret1-like
Exons: 2
Coding region: 216-1664 (482 amino acids)
Biological process (GO): transmembrane transport
Cellular component (GO): membrane
Molecular function (GO): transmembrane transporter activity
Source: RefSeq, a predicted model, not a curated record